Sceloporus undulatus (fence lizard) is the source of this 3417-nucleotide messenger RNA. Its product is annotated as zinc finger and SCAN domain-containing protein 29-like. The coding region runs from base 274 to 2295 and encodes 673 amino acids. The transcript has 8 exons. Lineage: Eukaryota; Metazoa; Chordata; Lepidosauria; Squamata; Phrynosomatidae. The record is from RefSeq and is a predicted model, not a curated record.
AGGGGAGAGAGAGUAGAGGCUCAGAUUCCUAGAGAGUCCUGCUACAAAGGGGAGGGUAGAGGGAGAGAGAAGAGGAGAGGAUUAAUAUUCCUAGAGAGGCACGAAAUGCUGGGAAAGGUCAGUGUUGUGUAAAGGAGGCUUAGAGAGAGGAACUGCCGGAGAGGAGGAGGUUGUUGUGGCAGAGCAUCUUAGGGACAUACUUUCCCUGAGACGGACGUAGGAGGAAUAUCUUUGAUCCUUUUAUGGUUCAUUGCUUUUAAAAAAAGAAAAUAGAUGGAUGAAACAGUGUCAACUGGUCCUGGAGGAGGAAGAGGUCCUGAUGGCUUCAUUGCUGAGAGCAGUGAGGGAUUCUGGGAGAUGACAGUCCAGAGUUCCUUGGGAGAUGACCUUGCCAGCUCAGAGAUACAGCGCCAGCACUUCAGGCAAUUCUCCUACAAGGAGGGCGAGGGACCCCAAGAGGUUUGCAGCCGACUCCACUAUCUCUGCUGUCAGUGGCUGAAGCCAGAUCAACGCACAAAAAAUGAGAUCCUGGACCUGGUGAUCUUGGAGCAGUUCCUGACCAUCUUGCCCCCAGAGCUGGAGAACUGGGUCAGGGGAUGUGGGGCAGGGACUUGUUCCCAGGCGGUGGCCCUGGCAGAGGGUUUCCUCCUGACUCAGGCACAGGCAGAAAAGGAGCAGAAAGAGCAGCAGGUGAGAGCAAUUCUUCUUGGGGCCAAGGUCAAGAGUCUCUUGGUAGAAGUUAAGUCUGAAUUCCCUGUGGACGAGAAGGCUCCAUUGGAUCCCAGGCAGAAUCCCCAAUGGAGGGUGAUCAAGGAGGAGUACGAUGGAGGGGCCUCAUUACAAGUGAGUCUUCAAAACUGUAACAGCAGCAGAUGUGACUGGCUUUCCCCCAUCUUGGUCUCUCCCACAGAGGCUGGAAUGAUGCCACCAACAAGGACUCAGUUUUCUCUUCCUUUUUACAGAGGACCAGAACCAGACCAGGGAGAAACAGAGGAAGAAGUACCCCUACGAAGGAAGCAAGGUAGGGGCUUUGCUUGGGAACAUGCAGAGAUUUUGGACCUUCUUUCAAUUUGGGGGGAAACAAGGUUCCAAUCAAGGUUGUCGGAGAGCCACCGCAAUCUACAUGUGUUCAAGGAUGUGGCGUCAGAGAUGGCAAAGCGAGGCCAUUCACGGACCGCCGAGGAAUGUCGUUCAAAGACAAAAAAUUUGAGGGGAGAAUACAGACGUGUCGUUAACCACAACAAGCAUAGUGGCAGAGCACCAGUGACCUGUCCAUACUUUAAAGAGCUGGACAACAUUCUCCAUGGAGAUGCAAGUGUUAUUCCGAAUAGGCUCUCCAGAAGUUUGGAAUUUGGAAGAGAGGAGCAGGAAGCAGGAUCUAAUGGUGCUACCGAGGCCAGUGAUGCCGCACUGUCGGAGGUCGAUGAAGAGGGAUCCCAAAGGAGUAAUCUUAAUAUCAGUCAAUCUAUAGAAAAAGAUGCCCGUAACCAAAACGAGACUGAUGCCAACAACAAAACAGUCAUUGACCUUCCUGUUACAGUAAUUGAGGCUGGAGCGGAUACAGAGAUUGGGACAGGUACAGAGCGCAAAGACAAUCAACAGAUUGCAGGAAGGCCAAUAUCACCAGGCGAGGGUACUUCUGCAGGAACUAGAAAUGUUAAACAAGCUGCUGUUACACAGUCACCAAAGACCCGCCUCCUCCAUCCAAUGGGCAAAAGUAAGAGGGCAAGAAGAGGAGAUCAUAUCGCUUUAACUAUCAUGCAAAAUGCAAAUGAACAGGCCCGCAUGGUGAGAAGGGUUCAACAAUCUAUAUCGGACCAGAUUGCUAGAGGGAUGGCCAAUGAAGCCAACGUUGCAAAAGAAAUUGUAGCGAUAUUAAAGGAAGAUGCAAUAUCAAGUCAAAGAGACAGGCGUGAAUUGAUAGAUUGCAUGCACGCUUUCGUGGACAUAAUGAGAAGUCAAAGGGGGAAUCAAGAUGGCAACUCUCCUACUGUUUCAGCACCUCAAAAUCCAUCUCCACAGCAAAGGAAUUAUGCCCCCACUUUUUCCUUCAGAGGGACCAUGUUAAGGAGAAAGAGGAGGAAAAUGGCAGGAAAAAAACCAUCUUCAGGCAUUGCCCCACCAGACGAAGAGGCUACUCCACCAGCAGAUUUUACACAGGCUGAGGAUAGUGAGGAAGACCCAAGUGGUGAGGAGGACCCCAUUGUGGUGGAGGAUCUUGAGGAGGAGAGUUCACAGGGACUACCUGUAAGAGGAAGUAGACAGAGGAAAAGGAAGGAAACCUAUUCUCCCUGACUCUAAUGUUAUGUCAUGUUGUCAAGCGUAAUUGUGCACAUAAUUGUUUAAAAUGUUCAAGAAAACUUUUUGUUUAAAAAGGAAAAAUAUAUUUACACUGUUUUUAGAAAAAGAAAGUUUAAUAUAUUAAUGCAUCUAUCUAUGGUCCACAAGAAGUGAGCUGACAGCUGCACACACUGUUUUCCCCUUACCCCCAUUUUUUACAUCUGUUACUGUAUUGCCGCAGCUGUUCCUGGGAGAUGGGGAGUAUUAGCUGAGAUGGUGGUUCAGUGUCCAGAUGGAGAACUUCUCCCCUUGUUUCACAUAUGUUGUGCAGUACAACUCAUGCAGCAGCAACUGGGACAAAGUUCUCCUCUCACACCAUCCAUCUGCACAAGAGGCAUCCCCAUUGGCAUUUCAGCCUGCCAAAGGCCCUUUCCACAGCAUUUCUUGCCCAGCUCAGGACAUUAUUAAAAAUAACCUUCCUGCUAUCCAAUUGUCUGCUGUAUGGCUUUAUUAGCCAACGUCAGAGAGGGUAGACACCAUCUGCUAUUAUCAAAGGAGGUAUCUGAACCCCAUUAAUGGUGAUAAUAGGGUUUCCAGGGCAAAAGCACCUGCAUCCAUCGCUUGAAACAUACAAAAGUCACGCUCUCUCAACCUCAAAGGAUGACAAUUGAAAUCCCCCUCUGAUGAACCUUCCCCCAUGAUAGUUUCACCUUAGGGUCACCAGGGAUCGACGUUUGGAAGGGAGGGAGGGUGCUCUGGAAAUGACUUGGAGGCACACAACAACAAGAAGCAUAAUAAAUCACAGGAGGCACAGCAGAAUAACAAGAAUAAAGAGAGCCAGUGGUUUGAGUGCACGACUCUGGAGAUCAGGGCUGAAAUCCCAGCUUGGCCAUGAAGCCCACUGGGAGACCUUGGGCAAAUCACACUCUCUCAGCAUCAGAGGAAGGCAAUACCGCAAAUCAAUACUGUACAGUUAAACCAGUUAUGUUAUUUUGUAGCUUGAGGCACUUGCUAAAAACAUUGAUUCCCACAAGUCUGAACUCUGCCUACCUUCACUGUUAAAAAAACAAAGCUGGCUUGUGGCACCAAGAAAUAAAUCCAGCUUUUCAAAGACUGGAGAUCUACAAAAAGCACUCA